This is a messenger RNA of Lepus europaeus (European hare), 2367 nucleotides long. It is a transcript of the gene ZDHHC7, whose product is annotated as zinc finger DHHC-type palmitoyltransferase 7. NCBI's taxonomy places the organism in Eukaryota, Metazoa, Chordata, Mammalia, Lagomorpha, Leporidae. Gene Ontology annotation, cellular component: endoplasmic reticulum; Golgi apparatus. The record is from RefSeq and is a predicted model, not a curated record. Gene Ontology annotation, molecular function: protein-cysteine S-palmitoyltransferase activity. The transcript is spliced from 8 exons. Gene Ontology annotation, biological process: protein targeting to membrane; peptidyl-L-cysteine S-palmitoylation. Bases 177 to 1100 code for a protein of 307 amino acids.
GCCCGGCCAUGAGCGCGGCUGCUGCCGCCGCCGCCCGGGAGGAGCCGCAGCGCCGGGCGACCGCGCCCGGGCCUCGGGUCCUGUCACUCGGCAGCAUGUGCCCCAGACCCUGACCGCCAGGCGCCGAGCGUCCCCGUGAUGCCCCGCAGCCGGCUCUGAGGGUGCGCCAGGAAACCAUGCAGCCGUCAGGACACCGACUGCGGGACGUCGAGCAUCACCCGCUGCUGACUGAGAAUGACAGCUACGACUCCUCGUCCUCGUCCUCCGAGGCCGACCUGGCGGACCGGGUGUGGUUCAUCCGCGACGGCUGUGGCAUGGUCUGCGCCGUCAUGACGUGGCUCCUGGUCGUCUACGCGGACUUCGUGGUGACCUUCGUCAUGCUGCUGCCCUCCAAGGACUUCUGGUACUCCGUGGUCAACGGGGUCGUCUUCAACUGCCUGGCGGUGCUCGCCCUGUCCUCGCACUUGCGGACCAUGCUCACCGACCCCGGGGCGGUGCCCAAGGGAAAUGCCACCAAGGAGCACAUGGACAGCUUGCAGCUGAAGCCCGGGGAGGUGAUCUACAAGUGCCCCAAGUGCUGCUGCAUCAAGCCGGAGCGUGCCCACCACUGCAGUAUCUGUAAAAGGUGCAUUCGGAAGAUGGAUCACCACUGCCCGUGGGUGAACAACUGCGUGGGCGAGAAGAACCAGAGGUUCUUCGUGCUCUUCACCAUGUACAUAGCGCUGUCGUCCGUCCACGCUCUGAUCCUCUGUGGGCUGCAGUUCAUCUCCUGUGUCCGCGGGCAGUGGACUGAGUGCAGCGACUUCUCUCCCCCGAUAACUGUAAUACUGUUGAUCUUCCUGUGCCUUGAGGGGCUUCUGUUCUUCACGUUCACGGCCGUCAUGUUCGGCACCCAGAUCCACUCGAUAUGCAACGACGAGACGGAGAUCGAGAGGUUGAAAAGCGAGAAGCCCACGUGGGAGCGGAGGCUGCGGUGGGAAGGGAUGAAGUCCGUCUUUGGGGGUCCCCCCUCACUGCUCUGGAUGAACCCCUUUGUUGGCUUCCGACUGAGACGGCUGCAGGCGAGACCCAGGAAGGGAGGCGCUGAGUUCUCCGUGUGAGGCCGCCCGCCGGGCUGGAGCUCAGCCGUGUUCCGUUACUCGCACGGGUCCGCGGGGGUCCGUGACCCCUGGGCAAGCCAGGGCCUCCUCCGUGCCGCUGACCAGAGGGCAGCUGGAGCUGUUAGGAAUUCUUGCAUUUCUAGGAAGCUGGCUGGGCGAUGACAGGGGUGACCGAAGUCCUGUGUGCUGAGCUGCUUCCUUCAGUCUCAAUCCAGGGAACAAGAAUUCUGCACGCGGGCGUGUCGGCGUCCCCCGGCGCUUCACCACCGCCGGGCGCCUCGCACGGAAGCUGCACUGGGCAGCAGAGGCGGCUUCCGGCACACGGCCCGCUGCCCGGCGCAGGCCCCCUGGGCCCCUUCCAGAAGUCCGUGUGCGUGUGUGUGCACUGUGUGUGUGCAUGUGUGUCCCAAUCGGCAGUGUUCAGGCGCCGUGACCUCCAGCGGCCGUGUCCGGCGGACAAGCUGUUCUGCAGACGCCGAGGCUUCAGGGAAGGGGGGGUGCGGCCCUCCCGGCGCGCUCCCUGUGAACGUACUGCGGGCAGAGCGCGUCUCGAUCCAAAGAACAGGCGUCCGCGCUCCCCUGGGCCCCCUGCUCGCCUUUGUUUAAACAAUCUAGACAGUGGCUGAGGGCCUUGGAACCGGUUUCUUUUUUUUUUUAUGUUCCAGCCAACUUAGCAGUGUAGACUGGCACCUCAGUGAUAGGAGGCGGCCUCACGCCGUGCAGCGCUGUGCUGACACAGGUGUGGGGAGAAGCAGGGGCUGGUGAGGGGACCCCCGGCCAGGUGGUGACACGGACUUGGCCAGAAAGCAAACAGCUCCCCUCGGGGACUUGCCUUAACUUGCCGGCCGCGUCCAGCAGUGGCUUGUGACAGUCCGGGGCUUCCGCUGGGGUCUCCUCGCCGGGAGCUGUUCUGUUUGUCUUAAUUACCCCACACCCUGUCCUGGCCAGGGCAGCCCAGGCACCCGCUGGAGGCACGGGCAGCCAGCGAGCAGGGCACCGGCCGUGUCCCAGCAGGGGGACAGACAGCCGGGGGUCCAGGCGCCAGAUCCGUUUCCGGAGGUGGUUUGCAUCUUCAUUUGCACAUCUGGGUUGUUCGCGUGCACUGGGCUUCGGCAUGAGGUUUCUCGUAGCUGUCCUCUUUGUUAAGAGCCCCGAAGCGGCUGAACCCUGUGAGACUUGGCAAGUCUGUGCGGGCCCAGGAUACUUGAGUUUUCAACCUCUUCUUGCAAUGUAACUUUUAUAUGAAAUAAAGUAACCAAUGACAGUU